UACCUCUUAUAUACUGAGAGAAUGAAGCCCACUGCUCUUCACUUCAUUCACUCUAUCUAAAGCCAAGAGGACACAGGCAGACACUGUCACUGACAGGAAGAAGAGAAGACAAGGACAAACAGACUGAGUACAUUCCUUCUCCACCUCCGACUUCUCUGUUUCUCGCUCUUUCUGCAUUUGACCCCUAACCCUAUGCACUUGGGUCCUGCUUAGCUAGGUGGAUUCGGAGCGUGGGAUUUGUACGAAGAUGCAGGCACAGCUGGCGUGUGUGCUUCUCCUCUGUUUGACGUGUGGCGCAUUAUGUUCAGAUGUUGACCAGGAACAGCGGGCAAUAGAGGAGGAGCUGUUGAACAGUCUCUUCACUUCAAAGAUGAAACAGAGCAAGCAGGGCGCCCCCUACUGGCGUGUGUCCCUGGUGAAUGUGUGCAGGAUGGUGAACAGCCUGAUGAACAGCCUGUCGUGGAGAGAACAGGAGGAGUAUAACUCUGAGGAGGAGCUGUGGGAGAGACUGGCCUCCCUUCCUGAGCCCCUGGACAAGCUUUUAGACCUACAGCAGAUCUGCAGAGUGCUGCAGCUCCGAGAGGUGCUUGACGACUCACCAGAGAACUUAGACGCCGAUCAAAACAGUGACAACCCGCUCAAAAGGAAAUCACCGUAUAUUUUUAAGAGGCAGGUGAAAAACACCAAAGCUCGGAGGCCGUACAUAUUGAAGCGGAGUACAUUGUACUGAACCAAACCACAGGAAGAGAAAGAAAGACACUAUACGUUCUGUGGAUAUGUGACCAUAUGUGCUCUCUGUUGUCGCAUUAUUAUUGAUGUUUCCUCGGUGUCCUGCCGAUACAGAUGAUAUCUCAAUCCUGUGUCCAUCACUAUAGGUCUCUACUAACAUACUAGGCCUACUCCUACUCCAUAAAGCGAGGACUAAUGUAAAUAAAAGCAAACAAAAGCAGCAAGCAAAUGUGUAUCUUUUGAGAGGCUUUAUAUUUCUUAUUUUUGUUCACUGCACAAAACAGUUUAUUUUCAUUUCCAAUGUGAUUAAACAAUACAUAUUUCAAAACCA
Molecule: messenger RNA, 1060 nt
Organism: Salvelinus fontinalis (brook trout)
Lineage: Eukaryota; Metazoa; Chordata; Actinopteri; Salmoniformes; Salmonidae
Product: neurotensin/neuromedin N-like
Exons: 4
Coding region: 248-730 (160 amino acids)
Cellular component (GO): extracellular region
Molecular function (GO): neuropeptide hormone activity
Source: RefSeq, a predicted model, not a curated record